GGCUCCACUGUUCGUCAUCGCGUUUUUUCCAGCGUCCUCCUGCGUAUGCAUGUGUAUGCGACCGACGGGCUGAUUUCAUAACGUGGGGAGGAAGAGAGGAAUGGGGCUUUGAGAACGAAUGAGCACCAGACCCGGUAGGCUCUAUGCACCAACAGUGUUAAGGCUAUCUCUGUUCCCGGGCCAUGCACACGGUGCGCUAGAGGAGAUGCGGUAGUGGAGGCUGCUGAUGCUGCUGUCCGAUCAGCUGUUAUUUGUGUCUUGAGCAUCAUCGCCGCGACGGCCAGAGAAAUCGAGAUCAAGCUCCGGAGCCAGCGACACCGCAGACCGGAUAACAGAGGAGGAUGGAGUUCAAGCAUCUGGUGGAGGCGGCGGAGAAGUGGUGCUCCGGAAACCCGUUCGACCUCAUCUUCGCCGAGGAGGACGACGAGAGGCGGCUGGACUUUUACGCAGAGCCCGGCGUCUCCUUCUACGUGCUGUGUCCCGGCGGCACCGACAGUUUCCAUGUGUGGAGCGAGAGUGAGGACUGCCUUCCCUUUCUACAGCUGGCCCAGGACUACAUCUCCUCCUGCGGGAAGAAGACUCUUCUGGAGGUGCUGGAGAAGGUCUUCACGUCCUUCAGGCCUCUGCUGGGUCUUCCAGACUUAGACGACGACAGUUUUGAGCAUUACCACACUGACAUGGAGGGGGAACCAGGGGCCGACCAACAGCAGAUGGGGGUCAGCCAGCAGUGAUGAGCCCCGAGAAAAGACCUGCAGCCGGGGCAGAGCUGCUUGUGAGCCCUGGGCCUCGACUCAUCAGCCCAAAACACUUAACAACACACUCUUAUCCAAACACACACACAUACACACACACACACACUCAUACUUUCAGUCAACUUGCUAAAAAUGCACCACCAUGUUCUUGAAUGUCUCAGUGGCUUUGCUUCCCAAAGAGUGCACUCUGUUGCACUUUGUUGACCCCCUACUAAACACAGACGCAUACACACACACACACACACAUUAGGGCUACGUGAGCUGUAGCCAUGUACAAUGCAAGAAUCAUAAUCAUUCACCAUUUGGUUAGUUAAAGUUCCACAGCACAGCAAUAUUACAUCGGCCUCAGCUGGCUUUGUUAUGCAGAAAUACAGUCAGAUGUUACUGCAAUACGCACUUCCCCCCGUGGCUUUGGAGAUGAAUGUGACAGAUAACCCACUUUCUCUGUCUGUCUGUUGACACAGCGGAUACACCAGAGCUAGAUUAAAGAUGAAUGGGUGAAAACUGACGGUUUGUGGCAGCGUGAGGCAACCGGAGUGACGCAAAGGAGGCAAGAGAGACAAGAGAGGCAAGGAAGGAGGGAGAGCGGUAGAAGUUUCCAUCUCAUGGAGGGAGAGAAGGAGGGAACUGAGGAGAGGGGAUGUAAGGUGGUGGGUAGAUUCAGGUGGGGCCACACUCAGACUAUCCUGUUUUACACACACCAUUAAAAUAGUUGAAUAGGCUACAGUCAAAAGCAUUUCACACAUUCGCUCCUCAUGUGGAAAUCAAAGCGUGCAGCUUUACAGUAGCAUGGAUCGUAUUUUGAAGGUGUGUUUGUUAGUGUUUCCAAGAAUUAACAGUCGCAUUAUGAGGACGUUUUUAAUGUGUUACUAUCAUAUGACCAUCACAACAAAGGCUCAUGCUGCAGCUUAAGCCCUUCCUGGUUUGGGUGUCUCAUUGUCACAUGACACCCUUAGUUCUUCUGUCCUGUAGUCUUCCUAGUUGCUGGUGGUUCACUUUGCCCUCAAUUGUCAGCACAAUCUGAUGAGAUACCCUCCUAAAUUUGGCCCAGUUCUCUUUUUGAGUGUGUUGUUUUGGAUUUAUCUGCUUCUCUCGCGGUUUUCCCUGUAAACAUAAAUUUAUAAAGUGCACACCCAAACCCCUGAGUGACAUAACAGGGAAGAGAAAAUAUUUGUUGUCAGCCACCCUCCACCUCCCCCUGUUAUUUCUAAUCUGACAGUGUGUUGUUGUAUGUCACAUCCAGUGCACUGCAAUGCUUCCACCCCGCCCCCGCCCUCCUCAACAACUCGAUCCACUUGCAAGACUGUAUCAGAUUUAUCUUUAUCCUUAGCCCGGUUACUUUGGCUUGUAAAUGUUUUGUCUUUUUAUUGCCUCUUUGAAUGUUUCUCAUGCAGUGUAUCUUCCGUUUGCCCUCUGAUGUGUGUGAAAUUGUUCAAUAAACCGUGUGAACUGAGCGUUCAA
Molecule: messenger RNA, 2213 nt
Organism: Lates calcarifer (barramundi perch)
Lineage: Eukaryota; Metazoa; Chordata; Actinopteri; Centropomidae
Gene: mturn
Product: maturin, neural progenitor differentiation regulator homolog (Xenopus)
Exons: 3
Coding region: 342-731 (129 amino acids)
Biological process (GO): positive regulation of megakaryocyte differentiation; regulation of signaling
Cellular component (GO): cytoplasm
Source: RefSeq, a predicted model, not a curated record